Messenger RNA from Daucus carota subsp. sativus, 1346 nucleotides. RefSeq lists its product as uncharacterized. Bases 118 to 1065 code for a protein of 315 amino acids. The transcript is spliced from 12 exons. The record is from RefSeq and is a predicted model, not a curated record. Lineage: Eukaryota; Viridiplantae; Streptophyta; Magnoliopsida; Apiales; Apiaceae. Gene Ontology annotation, molecular function: aminoacyl-tRNA deacylase activity.
GGGAUAUUUCUUGUGAAAUUUUAUGUCAUCCAAGAUGCUCAGCGGGACUCCUUCACCAAAACCUAAUAGUUACAGAAACUCCGUCGCGCCUCCAUCGAUUCUCAGAGCUUUCUCAAUAUGCUUUCUUCCAAGGAACAGCUGCUUGCACGCUUGAAGGAGCUUCAAAUCGAUUUUUCUCAGUAUGAUCAUCCUGUAGUGUUGACCGUUGAGGCUCAGGCAAAGUAUGUUGGACACUUGAAGGGGGCGCUAAGCAAAAAUUUAUUUUUAAAGGAUAAGAAGCAUAGAUACUAUAUUGUUUCUGCUUUAUCUGAUACGAAAGUAGAUCUAAAAGUUCUGUCGCAAAGACUUGGUUUGGGAAAAGGGGGGUUAAGAAUGGCUCCUGAGGAAGCACUUGGUGAAAUCCUUAAGGUACCAGUAGGUUGUGUUACUCCUUUUGCAGUUGUGCAUGAAUCAGCACGGUGUGUUUCGUUGUUGCUAGAUCAAAGAUUAAAGAGCCAGGAGUGCUGCUUUUUCCACCCACUUUCGAAUGACAUGUCGAUAUCUCUAAAUGUCUCAGGUCUGGACAAGUUCCUUGAGUCAAUUGGCAGAGAUCCAGCAUAUGUUGAUUUGGAGGCUAACCCUCCGGUAGGAAAGGAUCAACCUCCUGAUCUUGCUGCCUUAGUUCCAUCCGAUGCUCUUCUACAAGAUUUUGAAGCCAAGGUAGUUGCGGAUAAAAGUGAUGUUGCUGUGAAUAACAAGCCGACGGUUGUAACAGAAGCAGCAAAACCUGUUAAGCCGUCCAAACUAUCUGUGAAGGAGAAACCAGUCAAUGCAGUUAAUUUUUUAUCAUUUGCCGAUCCUGAGAAAUUUGUUAAUGAAAUUCUAGAGAAAGCAUCAGCUCUAAUUAUUUCUGAGACAAAGGACGAGAAGAUUAAGCAACAUGGAGAACAAAUUGGCACUGUGGUUUCAAACUCUAUGAAACAUCAUCUCAGACUGGAGUUGCAGAGUUUAGCUACAACAUUCAAGAAUUCAGCAUAUACAGAUGGGUUUGUUGCUGGUAAGAACUACCAACCAAAACGAUUGUGAGCUUAAUAUUCUCCAACUAAUGACCAGAUGCUGAAAAGAUUUGCAUUGGAGAAAAACGGAGAAUGAAGAAAAUAGGUAUUGGACAGUUAUUUCAUCUUCAGAUAUUCAGCAAUAUACAAUACAAUGAGAAUGACGUGUAAAUCUUUUUGAAAUAUAUUCAGGAGGAUCUGAGUGCUGUUAAUCAGUAAUCAGAUUUAUUUGCAUGUUGAGUAUCAACAUUAUAUUUCUUUCCUCAAAACAGUAAACUAUGUUGAUAUGGAAUUUACUUCAGUGUUGGCGAA